AUGGAUUCUCCUAGUUCUUCAUCCAUGAUAAAUUUUUACUACAACGAGUAUUUUGCGGAUGGUGAUGGUUCGACCGAUGAGGAGCUCGAGCAAGAGGCGGUUACGAGUGCAUGUCAACUAGUGGUGCGAUAUGUCAAGCAUUCUAGUCGGCCCCAAGCACAAAAAAAUAAAAGAGGCUAUGUUGAACGAGUCCGACGCGCGGCACACGAUCGUUUGAUGAAAGAUUAUUUUGACGAGGCGCCAACAUUCUCAAACGAAUUUUUUAGGCGGCGUUUCCGAAUGAGUAAGCGGUUGUUUCUACGCAUAGUCAACGAUUUGGAAGCGAACUACGAUUAUUUUAAACAAAAACCGGAUGCGAGAGGGGCACUUGGAUUUACGGGUAUAAUUGAUGUGUACGGUGCGCGUUAUCUUAGAACGCCUACAUGGGAGGACCUUCAAAAGAUCUACGAGGUACAUAACGCCGAGCAUGGUUUGCCUGAUCCAGGAUUUUUGAUCAAUGUGGGACAAGCCGAGUUAGGUUAG
Helianthus annuus (common sunflower) is the source of this 522-nucleotide messenger RNA. RefSeq lists its product as uncharacterized. The record is from RefSeq and is a predicted model, not a curated record. The transcript is spliced from 3 exons. NCBI's taxonomy places the organism in Eukaryota, Viridiplantae, Streptophyta, Magnoliopsida, Asterales, Asteraceae. Bases 1 to 522 code for a protein of 173 amino acids.